AUGCGUUCAUCCCUCCUCCUCCUCAACACCAUCUUCACCAUCCUCCUCUCUAAUACCACCACAGUCCUCGGAAACCCCGUCCCAGAAAAUGGUAAUCUCCUCGACGCCCGCCAGGUCGGCUUCCCAGGCGGCGGACCUACCACAGGAGCCUACGAAGUCUGCGGCUGUCAAGGCGGACAAACCAGCGCCUGCUUUGAAGAGGAUCGAGGAACUGUCGAUGCGAUAGCUACGGGGUCUUCAAGUGCGACACAGACCUCCAAGACUGCAAAAACAAGCAGUGUGGAUGCUGCCGGUAUGUCUAUCCACUUUUUGGUUGUACUUCUGUGUAUUCCUGAUAAUGCUGACAUGCGUUGA
Cadophora gregata is the source of this 354-nucleotide messenger RNA. RefSeq lists its product as uncharacterized. The transcript has a single exon. The coding region runs from base 1 to 354 and encodes 117 amino acids. Lineage: Eukaryota; Fungi; Ascomycota; Leotiomycetes; Helotiales; Ploettnerulaceae. The record is from RefSeq and is a predicted model, not a curated record.